AUGCUAGAAACGGGUAUUUCAUGUGAUAAACCAACUUUCUACAUUCGAUUAAGUGCAUACGCUUCUCUCCCCAACAUUGAAGCAAUGGAAAAAGUUCUUAAAAGAAUGGAAGAAAGCUCUACACUUACAGUUGACUGGAACGCUUACAUCAUCGCCUCAGGUGGGUAUUCAAAAUCCGGUAAACCGGAAAAAUCCUAUGAAAUGUUACAGAAAUCAGAAGGGUAUAUCCGUGGGAAUUCCAAAGGGACAGCUUGGGAAAUUCUUAUUCGAAUGUAUGCAUCUCUAGGUAAAAAUGAUGAUGUGUAUAGAAUAUGGAAUUUAUACAAAUCCUCAUGGAGUAAAGUAUACAAUCGGGGCUAUUCAUCUAUGAUUUAUGCUUUAGUGAAAUUGGAUGACAUUGAUGGAGCUGAGAAGAUGUUGACCGUAUGGGAAGCUCAAAACUUGUCUUUUGACUUUAGGAUACCGAAUAUGGUUAUUGGUGGGUACUGUAAGAAGGGUAUUUUGGGGAAAGAAGAAAAGUAUGUUGAGCGGGUUGUGGAGAUGGGGAAGGUGGCUCCGAUGAGCACGUGGUGGUUGUUUGUGGUGGCGUAUGUUAGGGAGGAUGAGAUGGAGAAGGCGGUGGAGGUGUUGAGAAUGUGUGUGGUGGCUGAGGAUAAAAGGGGGUGUAGAUUGGAUCAAGAUGUGUUUGAAAAUUGUGUGGAGUAUUUGAAAGGGAAAGGGGAAUUGGAAUUGGUGGGAGAGAUUGAGAGGAGUUUUGAAAGUAGGAUUUGUGUUCCACAGAUUUUGGAUGGGAACGAAGGAUUGGAAUCGCAAGGUUUUGAUGAAAUUGAAGAGAGUAAUCGGUGA
Molecule: messenger RNA, 846 nt
Organism: Lactuca virosa
Lineage: Eukaryota; Viridiplantae; Streptophyta; Magnoliopsida; Asterales; Asteraceae
Source: the annotation of a GenBank genome assembly